Messenger RNA from Gryllus bimaculatus (two-spotted cricket), 2922 nucleotides. The record is from the annotation of a GenBank genome assembly. Lineage: Eukaryota; Metazoa; Arthropoda; Insecta; Orthoptera; Gryllidae.
AUGCGAUAAAUGGAGAAAAUGCAGGCUGCUGUAAUUUUGACUGCUGCCACUGUGACGUUGGCUCUUGACAAUGUUGCAUCUGCUGGAGCGUUUGAAUGCGAAGCUGAUCAUCAAUGUGAUAGUGGAUACUGUUAUUUGGAGACUGGUAAAUGUGUGCCUUGCAUUGAUUGUGCAAGUUACUUGCGACAGACAUCUCAGUGGCGAACUUGUGCCCGGGGGCCCCAAGACUGUGGAGAGUGUCUAGCAGGGUUUGAGUAUGAAUAUCUGACUGAUGGAACUGCUCGAAGCUUUUGUGUUCGCAAAAAGGAAAUUGAAUAUGGAAUAUGGAAUGGUAGGGUACUUAUUCACAGAUUUUACAAAGGAGUUAAAGCAAGGUCUUCAGUUCAGAACAAUGAUCCAAAUCCAGAAGAUCCUCCUCCUCUGAGUGCUGAUAAUGAAAUACCUCCUCCAUCUUACGACAGUUCGGUACCAUUGUUGCAACCAUCAGGUGUAUCCUCGGCUCUCUGCACAUCUUUAAUUGUAGUGGAGAAAGAAGGAAGUUCUUUGCAACAAGCUGUUCCUUUCACUAUUCCUGAUCCUCCAUAUGGAACUGGUGGACUGAUAGAAUUUGAAAAUGAAGCUCAAGAUUCAGAAGCAGAGGAUAUCCACCAACUUCAAGACAGUGAUGCGAGUGAUGACAACGAAGCUCCUAGAGCUAUAUCACCACCCCAGUUAGAAGAUGAAGACACAAUGCCUAGUGACUGGGUACCAUUCAGAGAGUCCACUGCUGUGACUGAAGAAGCAUCUUUUGAAGAACGUAGUUCAGUUGCUAGUUCCCUUUCUGACAUAAGUGAAGGGGCCGCGUCACCUUCUGCUGGCCAGGAAGUUUUGAAUGACUCAGGUGUAUCAGCCUCGUGCAGUCAUCAAUCAGACUUAUCUUUUGCACAUGGAGUUGAAGGACUUGAUAUCUUGAGCAGCAGCCAAGAUUCCACUGCCAAUAGUAUUCACUCUGCCUUGCAACGUCGGCGCUCCGAAGAAGAUCUCAGCUUAGCAGAUAGGAAGAGGCAGCGGCGUGAUUCAGGAUCCUCAUCUAUGAUAUCUGUGGAGACCUAUAGAGAAAAGGCUUAAAUUCAUUCUUUUAUCACCCUUUUUUAAAAAUUCAUUUUAGAAGUAAAUUGUUCAAAAUUAUAUUUAAGUAAUAUAUCUGUAGGCCUUACUUUGUAAGUAGUUGUUUCAGUAUGUCUUAUGAAUUAAGUCAUUUAUAAUCAUAAUUAGGGGGCGGAUUUUGAUGACCCAAACAUCAUCAAAACUGAUCAAUAAAAUGUUCAUAAAAUGUUUUUAAAAUGCUCCAAAAGCAAAGAAAAGUGAGGUAAAAAAAUGUGAUCAAAACCAUUUUUAAUGAACUGACUAAAGCUAGUUGAUAUGUUACUGAUGUAAUCGAGGCUUCUUGUAUUCAUUCAUGUGAACUCCGCUUUCAAACUUUUGGUUAGGGGUGUUCUUUACUGGAAAAUUUUUGUCUUUGGUUAUCCUGAAAUUGCCUGAACUGCCAUUUGGUAUGGACAGACAUCACAGGAACCUUAGAUUACAUAUUCACAAUGGCUGACAUUACAACUUCUGAGCAAAGAAAUGGAAUAGGUUGCCAGGUAUAGGUACUCAGGAAUUCUGUGGAGAAUAUUUGUUGCAAAUCGUAAAUAUAAUUUGAAGCAAGUUCCAUUAAAAUGAUGUUUAAAUCUAUUGAUAUCAGUGAAAAAUGCAUUAAAAAUUACGGAAAAAUGGAAAAAUUGACUUAUUAGUUGAAUUUGAUGAAAAAUGCAUCAUUUCCUUUUGUCAUAACAUAAAAUGAAUUUCUGAAUUACACUGCAUGUUUGUAAUGUGAAAAGAAGAAAAACUUGUCAUUUCGUUAAAAUCCGUCCCCUAAUAAUUUUUAUAUUAACUAUGACUUUUGUCAUUUUGCAAGAUCUGUUGGAAUAACAUCAAGUGUUCAUUGCUCAUCUCCACUGAAGUUUCCAAGAGAGAAGACAACUCUUGGUGAUUUUUAUAUUUCCGUAUUAAAAAGUUCUUACUCUAAUAAGUUGUUUUGUAGUUUAUGUCAAACUUCUAGCUCUCUUUUUUCUUAAGGUAUAGUUAAAUUGCUUCUUGUUAGAUGAAUUUCAUGAAGAAGAUUAAAUCUACAGUGUUUCUCAAACAUAAAUUGUGUGUGUUUAAUGUGUGAAGUGUGAAAAUGUGAUUUGAACUGUUAUGAAGAUUGUUAUUUUAAAAUAUGAAAUAUUAUUGCUUUUGUGAGAAAAGUGAUUAAUUUGUCAGAAAUAUUUUUGUGGACAAAAUUUAUUAAACAUCACUGUUAGUGUUCCUAAUCUGUGAUUAUUUCUUUUCCUAAGUUUGUUUUUUAAAAUUUCAUUAUAGUCAUGUUUUGUCAAGUAUAGUUAACAAUCUCACGUAUCAUGGAUAAUAAAUUACUUGCUUUUAAAUAAUUACUUGCUUUGUGAUGCGUGAUGAAAUUUUAUAUUUAUAAUUCUUUGGCUGAAAGCUAUUGAAGUAAAAUGGAUGCUGCUGUAGUGAAGUACAGUUUAAUAUUAAUUGAGGAAUUUGGUGUUCUGGUAGAACAUGUUUACAAUAUUUUAUCUGGUAUGCUUGAAGGAAGCUGAAAUGAACAACAGUCAACUGGAAGCGAAGUAAAUAUGCUACAAAAAUAAAAUGUAUAGUCCAGGUUGGUAGACUAUUUACCUCAUUAUAUUUUGUGUGUUUGUAAUUUACACAACACUGUUUGGCUGAGAAUGUAUAGACUUGUGUUUUGAAUGGGGUGGAAAAUGAUGACAAUCAGUAUUGCAACUUUAUUUAAGGAUUCAUUAAUUCUUAUCUAUUCUAAAGUUAAAAUUGUUAAUUUAGGUAUUCUGUAACUUGUAUAUAAUUUUCUAUAAUAUAUUUAGAUGGUAUACGUCAUGG